GACGGUGGCCUAGAAGAAUCAAAAAGCUGAAGCGGAAAGCUUAAGCACAGCGACCGUUAAGCGAGCACGCGCUUUGAGUUAGCCCCGCCCCGCUGUACUCCCUCGGCGCGCUCCCCAUUCUCCCGCUCAGCGACGACGUCCGUGUUAUGUGCGCGUGCGCGCGAAAUAACGGCCGCUGGCGGAGGGAAGUGGGGGGUGGAAUCGUUCAAGUGGGGGAAGAGAAGCCGCCUAGUCUCCCGCGCGCCCACCACCUGCACCAUCGCCAGCCAAUCAGCAACCGUCUCGGGGGUCUCGCGCUCGGGGCGGCUAGGGCUGCUGGGUGGCUACCCCGUCCCUCCGCCCUCUAGAGUCCCUCCUGUACUUCCCCCUCCCGCUGGCCCCGCGCGCACUCGCGCUCGCGCCCGCUCCAGCCUCUUGUGUGUCCUCGCGCCCCCCGCCCGCCCUCCGGCGCGCAGUGUGCUCCGCUCCCCCACCCUCCUCCCCCCUCCCUCCUUGCGCGCCUCCUCCCCGGGUCCCCCCUCCCCCACCGCUGCCUCCUCCCGCCCCGGGGUGAGCGCGAGCCACCUCCCUCCUCCCUCCGCCAUGGAUCCCAGCAACUGGAGCAGCUUCAUCUUCCAGGGUCACGCCCAGAACCCCCUGCAGGUCGGGGCUGAGCUCCAGUCCCGCUUCUUUGCCUCCCAGGGCUGCGCCCAGAGUCCAUUCCAGGCCGCGCCAGCGCCCCCACCCACGCCCCAGGCCCCGGCGGCCGAGCCCCUCCAAGUGGACUUGCUCCCGGUUCUCGCCGCCGCGCAAGAAUCAGCCGCAGCGGCUGCAGCUGCUGCGGCUGCUGCCGCUGCAGUGGUUACUGCACCCCCGGCCCCUGCUGCCGCCUCCACAGUGGACACAGCGGCCCUGAAGCAGCCUCCGGCGCCUCCUCCACCACCCCCUGCCGUAUCCGCACCAGCCGCCGAGGCCGCGCCCCCCGCCGCGGCUGCCACUAUCGCCGCAGCGGCUGCCACCGCUGUUGUCGCCCCAACCUCGACGGUCGCUGUGGCCCCGGUUGCAUCUGUCUUGGAGAAGAAGACAAAGAGCAAGGGGCCCUACAUUUGCGCUUUGUGCGCCAAGGAGUUCAAGAACGGCUACAACCUCCGAAGGCACGAAGCCAUCCACACAGGAGCCAAGGCUGGCCGGGUCCCCUCGGGUGCUAUGAAGAUGCCCACGAUGGUGCCCCUGAGCCUCUUGAGCGUCCCCCAGCUGAGCGGGGCCAGCGGGGGUGGGGGAGAAGCCGGGGCUGGCGGCGGCACGGCCGCGGUGGCGGCUGGUGGUGUUGUGACCACGACUGCCUCUGGAAAGCGCAUCCGGAAGAAUCACGCCUGUGAGAUGUGCGGCAAGGCCUUCCGCGACGUCUACCACCUGAACCGACAUAAGCUGUCGCAUUCGGACGAGAAGCCCUACCAGUGCCCUGUGUGCCAGCAGCGCUUCAAGCGCAAGGACCGCAUGAGUUACCACGUGCGCUCACAUGACGGCGCUGUGCACAAGCCCUACAACUGCUCCCACUGUGGCAAGAGCUUCUCCCGGCCGGAUCACCUCAACAGUCACGUCAGACAAGUGCACUCUACAGAGCGGCCCUUCAAAUGUGAGAAAUGUGAGGCAGCUUUUGCUACGAAGGAUCGACUCCGAGCGCACACAGUACGACACGAGGAGAAGGUGCCAUGUCAUGUGUGUGGCAAGAUGCUGAGCUCAGCUUAUAUUUCGGACCACAUGAAGGUGCACAGCCAGGGCCCUCACCAUGUCUGUGAGCUCUGCAACAAAGGUACUGGUGAGGUUUGUCCAAUGGCAGCGGCAGCAGCAGCAGCGGCAGCGGCAGCAGCAGCAGUGGUGGCAGCCCCUCCCACAGCUGUGGGCACCCUCUCUGGGGCAGAGGGGGUACCAGUGAGCUCUCAGCCACUUCCCUCCCAGCCUUGGUGAGCUCCAAGUUGAUGGAGGACAGGGGAGAGCAGAGGAAAGCUCUCUUGGUACAGUCUCCUCUUCCCACCAACUUCCUCACGUCAUCAACCAAGGAGCCUCCAGACGGAGAGGAGGAAGAAGGAAUUCACUAGGUUUUAACGAUGUUUCUCCUGCUCCUUUCUUCUCCCUAUCAGAGCUGACCCUACAAACACCUGUCCCCUGAGUUGUGUUGAAGUCCCCUGGACAGUGAGCAGGGGUGGCAGAGGACAGCAGCAGCCACUGCCCUCAACCUUUAAGCCCUUGCCUUUCCUCCCAGGGAUUUGUGAGCCUUUCCUUAGAAGGUCCUGUGCUCUCCUCCUGUCCCCUCCCCUACUGUCUGCUGCCCCUUCCUGGGGAGUUGGUGCUUUCUUUUUUUGUUGUUGUUUUUUUCCCAGGGGUAGGGAGGAGAGAGAGGAGGGGAAUUAAGAUUCUGUCCCAGAAAAGAGAGAAGGUGGUGUUGAGGGGCAGAAGCAGGGAAGGCAGAGGGAUACUUUGAGUAAGGUUGUGUGGUUAAACCCCAAGCAUCCUACUGGAGUAUCUGUCCAGGGAAAAGCCAAGGGGAGCAUCAGAAGGAGCCACUAGGGCCAGAGGCAGAACAAGAGAAUCUUAGGGGGCCAGGGUAAAGGAGGGGAGCCAGGGAAUAAGAGGUGCUUCCUGGGGGUGGGGGAAUGCAGCCAUAGUGUCUUCCCCUUCCCUCUUCCACCCCAGCUCCAGCCCUGGUCUUUUCUUCCUCUUUCCCACAACAGAAGAUAUGGCCCUGGCCAUGACAUCGUGUUCCUGUGUCCCUUGCAUGUUCCCCACUCUCCCCUCCCUCCUUUUGCGCAGACCCCAUUACAAUAAAUUUUAAAUAAAAACUUG
This is a messenger RNA of Rattus norvegicus (Norway rat), 2823 nucleotides long. The record is from RefSeq and is a predicted model, not a curated record. Lineage: Eukaryota; Metazoa; Chordata; Mammalia; Rodentia; Muridae.